AUUCAGUUCUGUUGCAACCUCGGACCGGUUUGGAUCGACUACUGCAGUCUGUCUGGUGUGUGGUGCGAUCCUCGUUGACGACGCUGCUUCACGCGUGUGUAAAUCCACAGUUGCUCAUCAGCAGCGUGCACUGUGCGGGUUCUUUAUGUGCGCGUUUGCUGCUCGCCGCUUUGCAUACAAUGGAAUGAUUCUUGGUGCGGUGGUGAUUUAUGGUCAAAUUAUGCGCUUUUCGCGAGGCGACGACAACGGAAUGGUGCGUCGUCGAUGCUGCUGCUGCUGCUUCUUCUCCAGCUUGUGAACGUGAGUGAAAAUCGACACACAAAACCGAUGGUUGUUCCAUGUUCGGUUCGUCGCGUUGUAUUUGCUAAUGCUCUUUAGUGAAGAAAAGCGGUGAUUGCUCGUCGUCGUCCCAUAUUGCGUUUGAUGUACUUGGAAGAGUGUGUAGUUUGGUGCCGGGGAAGAGAUGCUCGAAGAUAUCCAGGCAGCAUACUGGGAAAAAUAACGAAGAUGGGAAAAUAGUUUAAAAUUAAACACACUUUCAUUCAUAAUUCGUUGGUCCCGGCACAAAGGAAUUUGUGCGACAAUAUUACUCCGGCUGAAAUCGAAUGCCAGAACACGAGAAGCAGCUUGAAGAAGAAAAAAACCCGAUUCUAGUGAACAUAGAUAAUACGGAUUCACAUGUGUUUUGUGUCGUCUUACAACUUCUUUCGGUGUAACCAUUCUUGACUGUAGCUAAAGAGAGGGUGGUGUGGAAUUGCUACUAGAAAAAGUUGAGCUGGUGCAGUAUAUGGGAUUAGUGUUUUUCCGUGAUUGCUGCUAACGACAAUUUCGAAUGUAAUUUUGAAACGAUCACCAAUGUUUAUGGAUUAGACAGUGACAUAUCCAGAACGGUACUAAAUAAUCAGAAGGAUUCAACGAAUACAACUAUAUGCUUUAAUCAGGAAUACAUACAACGAUUGCGAUUCAUGCACGCAUAAAGACGAUACCAAUUACCGAAUGCCACGUCAGAGCGCCGAUGCCGAUAAUCAUCUGAAAUAGCUGUCAUUUUGUGGUCACCGACGGUGACGCCACCAUAAAAGGAUUAGCAAAGUUGAAGUGCACCCAUAAAGCUCUGCUGCGCAGCCAGUCAGAGUCAGUACCUAGUUGACGAAGAGAGUCAUUUGCCCGACACGCUUGAUCAGUUUAUUGAGCCAUUGAAAAACGAUCAUGGGUCUGUGCCGUCCCUAAGCCCUUCUGUACAGUAGGUAGAUGGCGUUUGGGAUUCCAGCUGGGGCUUCGCAUAAACUAACCAUCGAGUGGGUGGUACUUGCGCAUUUGGCUUGAGACCCUUUGAAUGAGUUGGACCAUGUGCUGCAGCAGUGCACACACAUAUUUCAGGAUUAGUUAGUGUUAGGCUCAUGUUUUCCUCCGCACAGAAGAUUGCGCACCAGUGAACCACAAGUAGUAGACUUGUAUGCGGUGGCUGGCUGGCGCAUGCCAGAAGAUACACGAGUAAAAGGAAAAAAAACCGCCUCGCGUCAACCAACCGUUCAGCUGAGCUGAAGAGAAAUAGCCAGGGAGGCAGAAAAGUGAAGUGAAGUGGCCCACUAUUACUUAACACAUAAAUUACCAUUCGGAAUUCGGAAUUGUAAUUCAGAGUGUUCGUGUAUGCAUGCAUAAGCAACUCAGCUCACCAGCGGUGAAGUGAGCUGGAAAAAGUUGUGGGGAUUGUAGUGUGUAUGUUCCGCAUGUCUAGUUAAACAGGAAAAGUGGCGAAAAAAAAAACGACCCAGACUGAGGUCCCAGUGAAUAGAAGAAGAAAAAAAUACCCAAUCGCGACUAAUUAAAACCCAUCUCGGAAGUGAACUGGGGGUUUCUCAAGAGGCAGCCUUCCACAGUUAGCCCAUAACUGCCAUCCGGCACCCCGGAUCAUAAAAGAACAACCAAUUUGAUUCGAAGUUCGAGCAGUUCCCGAAAGAGAGAAACGAGGGAAAGAUGGUGCUCUGCGACAGUGAUUUAGAUGUAACGGGCAUCUCGCAAAAGUGGAACAAACUUCGACGUCGCUGUGCAUCGUUCAAAACAGUCUCAGGUCCAGCGUCACUCGAUUCGGACACCAACUUCAUUCUGGCCGAGCAUCCGGCCCACUACCAGAUCAUAGCGGCCGGUCCAGUCCCUGUUCAAGUUCAGCAGCAACAUCAACCCCACCAUCAUCACCACCACCACGGUCAUCACCGUCAUCAUCACCAUCACCUCCAGCAUCAUGAUCACGAGCGACAUCUAGCCGAUCAAGCCCACUUCGCUCAUCUCCACGAUCCCAACUGGGAACUACGACAUUCCAGCUCCAGUUCAACGUCCACAUCUUCCUCCACGAUUGGUCCGCCUCCAAUCUACGCCGCGGAAGAAUACUGGCAAAUUCACGAACGGGAUGUCAAACUAUGGCGACUCGGUGCUCAUCAAACCUACGCCCAUAGGAUCCGAGUAACUCCCAAUCAACGACGCAGUGCCCACAGCAUAGAUUGGGAGUACAACGUCCACAAGUACGAAAACAUGGUCGAUCACGCCCAAGUGUCCCCUGCUCGACUUUUCCGACACGAAAAGCUCCAGUAUUACGACGAAGUGUCCAGUGUUAAGAAGAAAAACUCCCUCGGUGCUAGUGAAAGUGAGAGUGGAAUUAAAAUUGCCAAAGAGAUCAAGCUGCCUAGUCUGAAAAAUUUCAAAUCGGCGUCUAUGCGUCUACCCGGUCAGAAGUCUUCCAUCAACGAGGUGCAACAACUGCUUAGAAGUAAGUUCAACCGAAUACAUGCCGGUCUCCGGAAAAGGCGGGCACUCUCCGUUCAGGAAGUGUUCCAGAUGCCCGCUCAGACCACCCCUACGAAACCUACCUUUUACGUUCCAUCACCGCUGGUCGGUGAACGACACCCUCACAACCCAUCCCGAUAUGAAGAGGAGCCCAACGAAGACGAGGAUGGCCCUCUCAGUCUACCAUACAUCAACGAAAACCUACUCAAGGCGGACGAUUCCCACGUUAAACUACGGGAUCGAUCACUAAGUCCCCGGAAAGAACGCACCAAAACCUGGUACCGUAACAUCGACCUCAGCGCACCCGCCUGUAAGGCCGACCAGGACACUCCAAAGCAAAAACCGAGUACCAAACCAUCCAUUCCCGUCACCGAAGACGAACGUCCCGAAACGCCCAAAACCAAACCAAACUUCGUGAUCGGUGGCCGCGUAUCGCUGCGCGAACGCGUCGAGAACAUGAACCUCAGCCGACUCCGAUCGAAAACCUCCACCACCGGAUCAUCCCCCAGUCCCGUUUCCCGGAAGCCUAACGAACCACGCAAAAUCCGUCCCCGCAGUCAUUCCCCGCUGAAAAACAUCAAGAUCAACCUCUCGAGCAUAGGAAUCGGAACGCCAACCGGUGAAUCAACGCCCAAACCCAAACGGGACUCGUUUGGCCUUUUUGGCCGACUGAACCGCAUGAUGCACGGUGGUGCCAGUAGUCCUUCGCCGGAAAAGUCCAACCGGGUGACGACUGUCGGUGCCAAAGAUGGCACUGCCACCGUAAAUGGAACCAGUACCACUCCGGUGCGAUCGUCGAAAGCCGACACCGCUAACGGUUCGGCGACCAAAGGUGGUGCAACGGCGUCUUCCGUUAGCUACAGCGGGAAUGUUAGUAAACAGUCCACCAUUCAGAAGCUGACCCAGCUGAGCAGUGGGAGUAGACGGGACUCGGCGGCGGCAGCGACCAAGGCGGAAACGAACGGCAUCGAACGUGACCGGAAAUCUAAACAGAUUUCCGAUUGCUCACAAAAAACUUCAGUAUCAGUCAAUGGUCUAUCGAAGCCCACUUCUGUAACGUUCAUCAAGGUACCAGACACUCAGCAGAAUCCAGAUGACAGAGAAGAUGAUUUCGACGAGGAGGAGAUCGAAGAAAGCAAAUUCUGCACCCUACCACGAAGUGGCCCCAAUGCAUUUACAAUUCGACAGGCACGGUUCGUCAAAGGGAACGGCGCCAAAGCCCUGGGCUUUUCGAUAGUCGGCGGAAAGGAUUCCCCGAAAGGCUCGAUGGGCAUCUACGUGAAAACCAUUUACCCCAAUGGACAAGCGGCCGAGAAGGGAACCCUCCAGGAGGGUGACGAAAUCCUCUCGGUCAACGGGAAAGCAUUCCAGGGACUGUCCCACCAGGAGGCAAUCGACGUGUUCAAAUCGAUCAAAACCGGCGACGUGGUCAUUCUGCUCGGCCGGAGAAAUAACCGACGGAAGUUGGAUACGCCUUCGCCGCAGUGAAUGGGACUUUUCCCUCGGUGUUUGAAAUGCUUAGUGGAAUGUUUAUUUUUACGAAAUAAGGAUUUCGAAUAACAUAUGCAAUUGUUAGCUCGGUAAGAUUUACACGCGCAAAUUUAAAAUCGAAUCUAAAAAUAUAGAUCACGGCAGCUCGAACCAAAUUGAAAAUUCAAAUAAUCUACCAUCUUUUUUCUUACCAAUGUCGAAUAAGUACGCAGACAUAACUAGUCCAAGAUUCUUUAUAUAAAAAAAAAUGAUGAUUGUAGAAAUAUAACGAACACAAACAGAGCUUUCAUUGAGGAGACAGAAUAUACCAAUUCACUUAAAUACAGUUAGUGUUUAACCAUACCAAAGGAAUGUCAUCAAAUGAAUGCUUAACCGAAUGAACAAAAAUUUGUACGAUUAUAUGAGUUUCCAGAAGAAAAUAUAUUUGCUUUUUCUGUUGAAUACGUUGCUUUUGUCUGUCCAGGUCAAAUUACGCGGACCGGAACGAACCCCGUAGUAGUAACCGUCUUUUGAAUUUAUUUGCAGUUAUUUACACCAUCGUUCUUCGUACCAUUAAGUCAUGCGAAUAUACAUAAUCUAUGAAGAGUAAA
Molecule: messenger RNA, 4859 nt
Organism: Aedes albopictus (Asian tiger mosquito)
Lineage: Eukaryota; Metazoa; Arthropoda; Insecta; Diptera; Culicidae
Exons: 6
Coding region: 1975-4266 (763 amino acids)
Molecular function (GO): protein binding
Source: RefSeq, a predicted model, not a curated record